CCGGGUGAGGGGCGUCCACCCUAGACUAGAGGAGCCGCGGAGGCCGCGCGCGGCCGACCGAGCGCCUUCAGGAUGCUCAUCAAGGAGUACCACAUCCUGCUGCCCAUGAGCCUGGACGAGUACCAGGUGGCCCAGCUCUACAUGAUCCAGAAAAAGAGCCGAGAGGAGUCGAGUGGCGAGGGCAGUGGCGUGGAGAUCCUGGCCAACCGGCCCUACACGGAUGGGCCGGGCGGCAGUGGACAGUACACGCACAAGGUGUACCACGUGGGCUCCCACAUCCCAGGCUGGUUCCGGGCACUGCUGCCCAAGGCCGCCCUGCAGGUGGAGGAGGAAUCUUGGAAUGCUUAUCCCUACACCCGAACCCGGUACACCUGCCCCUUUGUGGAGAAAUUCUCCAUUGAAAUUGAGACCUAUUACCUGCCCGAUGGGGGUCAGCAGCCCAAUGUCUUCAACCUGAGUGGGGCUGAGCGGAGACAGCGCAUCUUGGAUACCAUCGACAUCGUGCGGGAUGCCGUGGCCCCAGGCGAGUACAAAGCAGAAGAGGACCCCCGGCUGUACCGCUCGGCCAAGACAGGCCGAGGACCGCUGGCUGAUGACUGGGCGCGCACAGCAGCUCAGACCGGGCCCCUCAUGUGCGCCUACAAGCUGUGCAAGGUCGAGUUCCGCUACUGGGGCAUGCAGGCCAAGAUCGAGCAGUUCAUCCAUGAUGUUGGUCUGCGCCGGGUAAUGCUGCGGGCCCACCGACAGGCCUGGUGCUGGCAGGACGAGUGGACAGAGCUGAGCAUGGCUGACAUCCGGGCACUAGAGGAGGAGACGGCCCGCAUGCUGGCACAGCGUAUGGCCAAGUGCAACGCAGGCAGCGAGGGCCCCGAGGCCCAGCCCCCGGGGAAGCCAAGCACUGAGGCCCGGGCCGGCGGCGCCAGCCACGCCGGCACCCCUGACGGGCCCGAGGCCCCCCCGGGCCCCGAUGCCUCGCCCGAUGCCAGCUUCAGCAAGCAGUGGUCUUCAUCCUCCCGUUCCUCCUACUCAUCCCAGCAUGGAGGGGGCGUGUCUCCCCAGACUCUGUCCGAGUGGCGCAUGCAGAACAUCGCCCGGGACUCUGAGAACAGCUCCGAGGACGAGUUCUUUGAUGCCCAUGAAGGCUUCUCGGACAGUGACGAGGUCUUCCCCAAGGAGAUGACCAAGUGGAACUCCAACGACUUCAUAGACGCCUUUGCCUCCCCCGUGGAGGCUGAGGGGACACCAGACCCUGGAACCGAGGGCACCAAAGACCUAGGGGACGGGGCCCGGGCACCCAGGGACUCGGAAGGCCCAGAUGGAGACAGCGCCGGGGAGCUGGGGGCAGACACGUGCGCGGUCCAUGCCCUCUUCCUCGUCCUGCACAGUGGCAGCAUCCUAGACUCGGGCCCAGGAGAUGCUGACUCCAAGCGGGCGGACGUGCAGACGUUGAGCCUAGCCUUUGAGGCUGUCACCCGCGUCCACUUUCCCGAAGCCCUAGGCCACGUGGCACUGCGCCUGGUGCCCUGCCCACCCAUCUGUGCCGCCGCCUAUGCCCUCGUCUCCAACCUGAGCCCCUACAGCCAUGAUGGGGACAGCCUGUCCCGCUCCCAGGACCACAUUCCCCUGGCUGCCCUGCCACUGCUGGCCACCUCGUCAUCCCGAUACCAGGGCGCCGUGGCCACAGUCAUCGCCCGCACCAACCAGGCCUACUCGGCCUUCCUGCGCUCCUCCGAGGGCGCCGGCUUCUGCGGGCAGGUGGUGCUGAUCGGGGACGGUGUCGGCGGGAUCCUGGGCUUUGAUGCGCUCUGCCACAGUGCCAGCGUGGGCACUGGGAGCCGGAGCAGCAGCCGCCGUGGAAGUAUGAACAAUGAGCUGCUCUCCCCGGAGGCAGGCCCAGUGCGGGAUCCCCUAGCAGAGGGGGCUGAGGGGCUGGGCCGGGCCAGCCCAGAACCCUCUGCCCUGCCCACCCAGCGCACCCCCAGUGACAUGGCCGGUCCCGAGCCUGAGGGCUCUCAAAACAGCCUGCAGGCAGCUCCACCAGCCACCUCCUCCGGGGAGCCCCGGCGGGCAAGCACAGCCUCCUGCCCACCCACUGCCACCUCUGAGGCUCCCGACGGUGCCCCCUGUGCCGCCCGCCUUGACUUCAAGGUCUCCGGCUUCUUCCUCUUUGGCUCCCCGCUCGGCCUGGUGCUGGCUCUGCGCAAAACCGUGAUGCCCACAUUGGAGGUGGCCCAGAUGCGGCCAGCCUGCGAGCAGAUCUACAACCUCUUCCACGCGGCUGACCCCUGCGCCUCCCGCCUUGAGCCCCUGCUGGCCCCCAAGUUCCAGGCCAUCGCCCCCCUGGCAGUGCCCCGCUACCAGAAGUUCCCUCUGGGAGAUGGCUCAUCUCUGCUGCUGGCUGACACUCUGCAGACCCACUCAGGCCUCUUUCUGGAGGAGCUGGAGAUGUUGGUGCCCUCAACGCCCACGUCUGCCAGUGGUGCUUUCUGGAAGGGCAGUGAGUUGGGCGGUGACCCGCCAGCCCAGCCAACUGCCCCCAGCACCACUAGUGAGGUGGUUAAGAUCCUGGAGCGCUGGUGGGGGACCAAGCGGAUUGACUACUCGCUGUACUGCCCGGAGGCGCUCACCGCCUUCCCCACCGUCACGCUGCCCCACCUCUUCCACGCCAGCUACUGGGAGUCGGCCGACGUGGUGGCCUUCAUCCUGCGACAGGUGGGCCCAGGGAUGCUCCUAAGCCCCUCCCAGGCGCGGGUCCCCCUCAUCAGCUCUUCCCGCCUCCCUGUCAUCUCCUGGCUGCGGGCUCACACUGUCUCCUCCCGCCAGAACGUCACCUCCAACCACCGGGCGAGCGACACGGUGGUGUGCGAGGGCCGCCCCCAGGUGCUGAACGGGCGCUUCAUGUACGGACCCUUGGAUGUAGUCACGCUCACGGGAGAGAAGGUGGACAUCUACAUCAUGACGCAGCCGCUGUCGGGCAAGUGGAUCCACUUUGGCACCGAGGUCACCAACAGCUCGGGCCGUCUCACCUUCCCAGUGCCCCUGGAGCGUGCUCUGGGCGUCGGCGUUUACCCGGUGCGCAUGGUGGUCAGGGGCGACCACACCUACGCCGAGUGCUGCCUAACGGUGGUGGCCCGCGGCACUGAGGCCGUGGUCUUCAGCAUCGACGGCUCCUUCACCGCCAGUGUGUCCAUCAUGGGCAGCGACCCCAAGGUGCGCGCCGGCGCCGUGGACGUGGUCAGGCACUGGCAGGACGCGGGCUACCUGAUUGUGUACGUGACGGGCCGUCCUGAUAUGCAGAAGCACCGCGUGGUGGCCUGGCUGUCGCAGCACAACUUCCCCCACGGCGUCGUCUCCUUCUGCGAUGGCCUCACUCACGACCCACUGCGCCAGAAGUUGAUGUUCCUGCAGAGCCUGGUGCAGGAGGUGGAACUGAACUUCGUGGCCGGCUACGGGUCCCCCAAAGACGUGGCCGUGUAUGCGGCGCUGGGCCUGCCUGCUAGCCAGACCUACAUCGUGGGCCGCGCCGUGCGGAAGCUGCAGGCGCAGUGCCAGUUCCUGUCCGAUGGCUACGUGGCCCACCUGGGCCAGCUGGAGGCUGGCUCCCACCCUCAUGCCACCGCGGGACCCUCAAGGGCCGCCCUGGCCAAGAGCAGCUAUGGCGGGGCUGCCCCUGUGGACUUCCUCCGGAAACAGAGCCAGCUGCUCCGCUCAAGGGGCCCCAGCCAGGCGGAGCGGGAGGGCCCAGGGACCCCACCCACCACCCUGGCACGGGGCAAGGCGCGGAGCAUCAGCCUCAAGCUGGACAGUGAAGAGUGAGGUCCCAACUGUGGCUGGACUUGGGUUAUUUAUUCAUACACUUGAGGAGCCCCUGUGGCUGCCUGUGGAAGGCUGGGGCCCCAGCCCCACAGCCUGCAUCUCUUUGCCCUCAGUGUUAGUUCCCUUUCAUGCUGGGGGACCCAGCCCUGGGGGCUGGAGGAAGGAGCAGCAAGGGUCCAGAGGCUUUUCCAGCGUGUGUGACUCCACGGAAAUAAACACCGCCUGCAUCCCGCCUGACUACCCA
This is a messenger RNA of Odocoileus virginianus texanus, 4060 nucleotides long. Lineage: Eukaryota; Metazoa; Chordata; Mammalia; Artiodactyla; Cervidae. The record is from RefSeq and is a predicted model, not a curated record.